UAGAAUUUGGAUAUUUGGCGACGUGGCGACCAAGAAAUUUGUGGAAGCCAUCGAGAGGACGCGAGCCGAGAGUCGUGGGAAUAUUUAUGGAUGACCAAGAAAUUUCCCGCAACUUCCGAAUCAUCGAAGGAAUUAAGGAACGCAUCCGAUUACGUCAUUGAGUUGAGUCGGCUAAAUUCUUCUAUAUAACGACGCCUUCUCCCCUACUCUCCAUUCAUCCGUAAAUCUUUCCCAUUGAUUUCAUCUCUUUUCACAACUUAGCCAAAGUUUAAGCUAGCUUCGACGAAAGAUGCAGAUCUUCGUGAAAACUCUAACCGGCAAGACCAUCACUCUCGAGGUCGAGAGCUCCGACACCAUCGACAACGUAAAGGCCAAGAUCCAGGACAAAGAAGGCAUCCCGCCGGAUCAGCAGCGCCUUAUCUUCGCCGGGAAGCAAUUGGAGGACGGUCGCACCCUCGCCGACUACAACAUCCAGAAGGAGUCGACUCUCCACCUCGUGCUCCGCCUCCGUGGCGGCAUGCAGAUCUUCGUCAAAACCCUAACCGGGAAGACCAUAACCCUAGAGGUCGAGAGCUCUGACACCAUUGACAACGUCAAGGCUAAGAUUCAAGACAAGGAAGGCAUCCCUCCGGACCAGCAGCGCCUGAUCUUCGCCGGGAAGCAGUUGGAGGAUGGCCGUACCCUCGCCGACUACAAUAUCCAGAAGGAGUCGACCUUGCAUCUGGUUCUCCGAUUGAGGGGAGGGAUGCAGAUCUUCGUCAAGACCCUAACCGGGAAGACCAUCACCCUCGAGGUCGAGAGCUCCGACACCAUCGACAACGUCAAGGCCAAGAUCCAGGACAAGGAAGGCAUUCCUCCGGAUCAGCAGCGCCUGAUCUUCGCCGGGAAGCAAUUGGAAGACGGCCGCACCCUCGCCGACUAUAACAUCCAGAAGGAGUCGACAUUGCAUCUGGUGCUCCGAUUGAGGGGAGGGAUGCAGAUAUUUGUGAAGACUCUGACAGGGAAGACGAUAACGCUGGAGGUGGAGAGCUCGGACACCAUAGAUAACGUGAAGGCAAAGAUACAGGACAAGGAAGGGAUUCCUCCGGACCAGCAGAGGCUCAUCUUUGCCGGGAAGCAGUUGGAGGACGGUCGCACCCUCGCCGACUACAACAUUCAGAAGGAGUCCACCCUCCACCUUGUCCUCCGCCUCCGCGGUGGUCAUCUCUAAUUGAUUUUCCUUUCCCUUCUGCUUUUGUGGGUGCUGCUGAUUAAGCCUGCCUUGGCUUUUAGCAUAGUAGUUAAUGAAUAAGUGAAUAAAAACGUUUCAAUGUAAUUACUAUUUCUCUUCUCUGAAUCGAAUUAUGCUAGCUUGUUAAAAUU
Molecule: messenger RNA, 1362 nt
Organism: Corylus avellana
Lineage: Eukaryota; Viridiplantae; Streptophyta; Magnoliopsida; Fagales; Betulaceae
Product: polyubiquitin
Molecular function (GO): protein binding
Source: RefSeq, a predicted model, not a curated record